This is a messenger RNA of Xylaria bambusicola, 1820 nucleotides long. RefSeq lists its product as uncharacterized. Gene Ontology annotation, molecular function: DNA-binding transcription factor activity, RNA polymerase II-specific; zinc ion binding. Gene Ontology annotation, biological process: regulation of DNA-templated transcription. Lineage: Eukaryota; Fungi; Ascomycota; Sordariomycetes; Xylariales; Xylariaceae. The record is from RefSeq and is a predicted model, not a curated record. Bases 196 to 1659 code for a protein of 487 amino acids. The transcript has 4 exons.
GCUUGGUGGCCAUAUAUGAAGAAGCCGUCGUCCCGCUGAUCGACUACGUCGUUGUUUGAGUUCCAAGAUAACUUGUAUCCAGUCUCACUACCCACCGGCAUCGUUUCCUCUCUUAAUUUGAAGACGGGGGCCUGAGAAAUGAAUGCGCCGGCAAUAUAGCUAGACAGGUCGUCACACGUAUAGCGUCCUUUCAGUAUGGUUGGCGUGCCUGGAAAAUAUAAAGGCUGUAAUACUUGUCGGGCUCGUAGAGUCAAGUGCGACAACACCAGGCCGUUUUGCAAAAAAUGUACAGACUACGGGAGAGCGUGUUCUGGAUACGAGCGAGAAACUGUAUUUAUCGUUGGCACCCAGGACGACAAGGGCCGAGUGGGAAGUCACCCUCCACGUAAUGUCCAGCAAUCGAGAAUCUCUCAGUCUACAGCCAGCGCUCAGCAUGCGGCCAGUCUCAGUUUUGUAGCAGCCGAGCCGUUCCAGCCAGCAUGGCACGAGACUAUAGCCAUACAAUCCGGAGCAGAUUCGCAUCUCAUUCGCAUAGUUGCGCAACACGCAGACCUUGUCUCCGCUAUCAAGCAAGGUAGCUCGCCGCCGCAGAAUUACGAUGUAAUGUUGUCGUUGCUCGAUACCCAGCCUCUCGAUGUCACGCCAACAUUUCGAGAGGAAAACUUCUACCUAAAAUCGAUGUGCUUUGUCAGUUUGGGAGAAGCCGGUGAUGGUUCGACUGCCAGUUCCGGAGAAGGCGUAUGCUUAUUUUUAUACCAGCAAAAUUCGUCGACAAUGUAUGCUAACGAGCUCCCCCGCAAUGCCUCGUCAGAACUAGCAGAUGAGGUACGGGAGCUAGGUCCUGCCGCAUAUCAGGCCUUCCCGGCACAUCAUUUCUUCGCGCGCGUCUACAGGCCAAGCGCUGUUUGGGCCGCAUUGCUUAAUCGCCAGCCAACUUUCUUAUGCAAUCCUGAGUGGACAGUCGUGCCAUGGGAACAUUAUCCUCGGACUUGUCUCGACGAUUUAUUAGACGUUGCCGUUCUUUUACCCUCAAUAUAUUCGCGAGCCGAUCAUACUAUGCUCUCCGAAGCCAACAGCAAUCGCAGACUCAUAGCGAGAGAGCUGUUAGAUAAUUGCGUGAAUAUUCAGACGCAAUUCGACAUAUGGGCUGAUGUUGUGCGGCAAAAGACUAGAUUGCCGUACUGGGUCGGUGACGGUAGCUCCUAUGUGCCAUUCAAUGAGCCCUUGAGCUUUGCAAGUCCCUUGCUGUGCCUCGCGCACGUCUAUUAUUGGGCGGUCCUCAUAGGCUUUCACCAAUGUGUCUAUGCACUCCUCCAAGUCACUAACAAACCAGAAAACGAGGUUGCAAGUCCGGGGAUAACCGGCGACAUGCCUCCGGCUCUCGAUCCACGACUUUACCAGCCAACCGAGACCAGGAAAUUGGCAGCCCUGGCGUGUCGGAGCCUGGACUUCGCACUCCGGACUAUAUCACAACCUGACCUGUUGAUAGCUCCGACCUGGAUCAUCAAAGACUUCUUCAGUCGCAUGAACGUCGUCGGACUCUGCGAAUUAGAAAGCUUGUGGAUCAACGAGUUCAACGACAGGCUUGAGACUCGCUGUCGUGAGAUGAAUGCCUGGUUAGAGGACAAGCGAUGGACUAUGAUUAGGCGAUUUGACUAGGUUACUAAUGUGACUGGAAAGAGCCAAACCAUGUAAUACAACAUUUUCUUCCGUGUAUAACAAAAGAUCAUGUACAUUUUAAUAAACAAAAGAAAAUGGAUAAGCAGCUGGUACUGCAAAUAUUCAUUAUGAUUUUAUAUCUGCUUCUGAUCGAAAACUAC